AUGGACUGGGAGAGAACAUAUAAUCCUUACCAUCCGUUCGAAUCUUAUCUUCUUUAUCCUCGCCAAUCUCCUCCAUGCAGACCCAUCAAGCCAAAGUGGACUGCGGAGAAUCCAAGUCCAUACUGGCUGGAGCAAGCUCCGUUCUACGAGCCACCUACCAGGUCCGAUCCGUUCACACGACCGGAGGAGCUUCCGGCACCAAGCUGCAUCGAAAUCGCCUGCAAUACGGCAUGCUACCUACUCUCACCUAUCAUCUCGAGCAUUGUCACCACCACCACUACCAUCACCAACGCUGUCGCCAUUCUCAUCACCAUCCUUCUCGCUAUCAUCAAGCUUACCAUUCACUGGACUGUAGUUGCUCCGUGGGAGGCUUGGCGCAGAUUCUGCGAAGAGAUCGGCUUCGUUGGGCUUGUGGCGUGUUGCGUGGCCAUAUGUGUUGUGCCGCUUCUUCCUUCGUGGGGACGGACGGCCGUACAAGUUGUCAGGGAGCCGGAACCUUUGUACGUUAUAUUUGUCGCUGGACGAGACGCGAUCGGGCGCGGGCCAGUGGUGACCUCUGGUCAGUUCUGA
Molecule: messenger RNA, 570 nt
Organism: Cadophora gregata
Lineage: Eukaryota; Fungi; Ascomycota; Leotiomycetes; Helotiales; Ploettnerulaceae
Exons: 1
Coding region: 1-570 (189 amino acids)
Source: RefSeq, a predicted model, not a curated record